Molecule: messenger RNA, 516 nt
Organism: Necator americanus (New World hookworm)
Lineage: Eukaryota; Metazoa; Nematoda; Chromadorea; Rhabditida; Ancylostomatidae
Exons: 2
Coding region: 1-516 (171 amino acids)
Source: RefSeq, a predicted model, not a curated record
AUGCAAACCUCCACUUCCGCUCCAUGCUCUAUCUGCAGCAAGGGCCCAUUUCUAAUACAAAACCUCUAUAAGCACUUGCGCAAUGUCCACAAGUGCUCAGAAGAUCAAGUGGAAGAAGUAAAAAGCGCUGUAAAAAGGGCCGUGUACGCAGAAGAGAUCAAGUGUGAUACCUGCGGAAGGGUAUUCUUCUCUGCAUAUGGAAUGAGAAAGCAUAAGAAGAAUGUGCAUGGAAACAAUGCUGCAUCAACAUCAGCAGCUAGCGAAGCAAACAUCGACGACGAUAGCGAUCUGGAGGAGCAAACGCGAUCAAUUUUAGGAACAGAUCGUCGACUUCUGCAGACAUGUUUCGUCUGUGGCAGAAGAAACCCAGAAGAGAACGAUGAGAACGAAGUGUUCUGGGUGAGCUGUUCCAACACUGCAGUUUGCAAGGCUUGGUCCCACAUUUUGUGUUGCACCGGAGUGGGUAGCCAGUGCUCGAUAUGUAAAGCAGGUCAUUGGCGGUUGGAAGAAGUUUAG